AUGCACCGCAAACGAGGAAAUGGAUCCACGCCUUCCAUACCACCAGAGACCAAAGCCAGCCCUCGUCGACGAAGUGAAUAUCGACGAAUCGCAUCCGGAAAGGCGCGUUGGCAUCGGUGGCGACCUCGACGAAAAGAUCAAGAGCAACUGGUCAUAUUGCUCAAACAGAACGUGCACCUUUUCGCAUGGUCAAUGGCAGAUAUGAAAGGGAUCGACCCGGCAAUCACAUCCCACGAGCUAAACGUGGACUCUACCUACAAACCCAUGAGACAGAAAAGACGCAAGCUCGGCGCCGAUAAAGCUCAAGCAGUCAAUGAAGAAGUGGAAAAACUGCUUAGAGCCGGAUCGAUCACGAAGUAA
Molecule: messenger RNA, 360 nt
Organism: Microthlaspi erraticum
Lineage: Eukaryota; Viridiplantae; Streptophyta; Magnoliopsida; Brassicales; Brassicaceae
Source: the annotation of a GenBank genome assembly